Nerophis lumbriciformis (worm pipefish) is the source of this 4458-nucleotide messenger RNA. Lineage: Eukaryota; Metazoa; Chordata; Actinopteri; Syngnathiformes; Syngnathidae. The record is from RefSeq and is a predicted model, not a curated record.
AUGUCCAAAACCCAUCAAAGCCAGAAUAGUCUACAGUGGCAGAAUAUCCAUAGUGAUUCCGCUUUCCCUGUGGAAUCCAUUGACGUCUUGAGGUCUUCUCCGAAUGGAAGUCAUCAUAUAGUCAAAGCUGUAAAAGAUGGCAUUAAUGCUUUUGAUGCUACCCUAAUCGCUGUUGAGGAUGAUAAAGGUGGAGUCCACCCACUCACCAACCCGGUCCACAAUGAACAGGACAUCGAAAGCAAUAGCCCUAUUGUACUUAUUCCCAGUAUUCUUACAUUUCCAUGGCAACCCAAGGUCGGCUCACAUCAGUACAGAAUUAAGGCAACAGGUGGCAGUGGAAAUUACAGCUGGUCUUCCUCCAACGCUAGUGUGGCCACAGUGACUAUCAAAGGUGUAAUGACAACAGCUAGUAACAUUGGUGUCAGCAUAAUUUGUGCUGAUGAUAUGCAUAACCCAUUCAACUGUGGAGAGAUGAUGGUAUAUGUUGUUGAACCUGUGGCACUGGUCUUUGCUCCAUGCCAAGUGGAGGCACGAGUGGGCACGACUCUGGAAUUACCGCUGAGGAUGUUUGGACGACUGGAGAACAGGAUGGAGCAAGUCAUGAUGAGUGACUGCUCCCACUAUGACCUGCAUGUUAAUGAGUUACUUAAAGAUCGACUUGCUCCAGGCCAGGGCUACUGCAGUGGAGUAAGAGUCAAAGCCCUGGUUCCAGGUUACACCAUACUCUCAGUCAGCUACACCCAAGGCAAUGUUCACCUAAGUGCAAAGAUCACAAUUGCAGCUUAUCUUCCACUCAUUGCAAUUGACCCUGUGUCUGUGGCUGUAGUGACUCUGGGUUCCUCUAAAGACAUGUUGUUUGAGGGGGGGCCUCGGCCCUGGGUUCUGGAUCGCUCUAAAUAUUUCUGUGACUUGAAAGCAGAAAAUGAAGAAAGUGUGAGCUUUGCACUGAUCAGCCCAUCAUCCCAUAAGUAUGACCAGCACUUUGUCAGAGCAACCUGCAGGGCAUUGGGAGAGCAGAUGCUGGAGGUGAUGAUGAGUAACAAGGCCAGUGUGACCAACCCUUAUCCUGCCAUCGAACGGGCAUCUGUAAAGUUUGUUUGCACUACUCCGUCACGCCUCACCCUGGUUCCAGUGUACACCAUCCCACAGCUGGAUAUACCCUGCCCCUUGCUGCAGCAGAACAAAAAUGUGGUUCCAGUUUCAAUUCACCGCAACACAGUCUUGGAACUUGCAGUUUUUGAUCAACAAGGGCGCAAAUUUGACAACUUCACUUCUCUGCGGAUAGUUUGGGAAUCAACCAAAGUUUCCUUGGCCAGUUUCGAGUCUACUCCACCCACGACCCUCCAACUAUUUCAGGAUGAAAACAAGCAGAUGAAACUACAUGGACGGAAGACGGUUGUUGUCCAUCAUCAGACAGGGAUUGCUUUCAUCACUGCGGCAGUACAGGAUUAUCAAUUUUCCCAUAUCGAAACAGCCAAAAUUAUUCGUCGAGAUGAAGUAGUCCACCCUGUUUCAGCAACAUUGGAACUCAUAUUAAUUGAAGAUGUGAAUGUUUUUCCUGACACAUUAACCAUAUACAACCACCCAGAUGUGCGGGUUACUCUCACCCUGCAAGAAGGUUCAGGACACUUUUUUGUCAACACCAGUGUCAAAGAUAUCACAAAUGUGGUACUGGAGGACACAAAAAGAGCAGUCCAGAUUGCCCCCAUCCAGGCAGGGGUGGUACAAGUGAUGAUUCAUGAGCUCUGUUUGGCAUUACCAUCAACAGCCAAAGCCACAGUGCAUGUUUCUGACAUUCUAGAGGUGAAUUUGAGGGUCAUCGACAAGAUGGAAAUUGGUAAAUCUGUAAGAUGUUAUGUCAGAGUGUUGGAUGAUAACAAGAAACCAUUCCCAGUCAGCUAUUUCCAAUUAAUGAAGUUGAACGUGAAGGCAGCGUCUUCAAUAGUCAACACAAUACCACUAGCAGAUUGCACAGAACACAGUGCAGUUUACCAAAUAAAAGGUGUUUCUUUGGGCCAGACAACUUUGUCAGCUGUGGUCGUGGAUAAAACGGGGAGAAUAUUUUCAUCUGCCCCUCAACAAAUUGAGGUAUUUAUACCCUUUCAACUGAUGCCCAGGAAAAUGACUCUGCUGAUUGGAGCAAUGAUGCAGAUCACUUCUGAGGGUGGCCCUCAGUCCAAUAUUCUCUUUUCAAUCUCCAGUGAAGCCAUUGCUUCUGUCAACGGCAUUGGUCAGGUCAAGGGUAGGACCAUUGGUAGUGUCACUGUAACGGGACUCAUUCAAGCUGUCGAUGCAGAAACUGGAAAGACGGUUGUUGUGUGGGAGGAUCAAGUAGAAGUUGAAGUUGUGCGUUUGACUUCCAUUCGAAUUAGGGCACCCAUUACAUGCAUAAGGAAGGGAGCGCAGAUGCCUGUGUAUGUUAUGGGUUUGACUAACAGUCAGACGCCUUUCACGUUCGCUAAUGCUGUACCUCAACUAACCUUCCACUGGUCCACCACUAAAACAGACAUCAUCGAUGUUCAGUCAAGACACACGAUGGCUAAUAUAGAGCUCAACUCUGAACACAAUUUCAGCAUGAUGGUGAUUGGUCAAACAAGAGGGCGGACGGGGCUCAAUGUCAUCCUCAAAGUUUCUGACCUCAGUGCCGGUCAACUUACUGGUAAUCUUGCAGAACUCAAAGAUGAGAUCCAAAUCGAGGUCUUAGAGAACCUACACAUGCUUCAUCCCACCAUCAAGACCAGAGAGAUACUCAUGGCUCCAAACUCAGUCCUAAAACUCCAAACAAGUGGGCAUGGCGCGGGUAUAUUCUCGUACCAGAUACUGGAUGGAACUGACCUGGCUGCUGUCGUGAAAGUCGACGAUAAGGGUCUGCUCUUCUCGGGCCCACUCACUGGCAGUUCGUCACUGCUUGUUACCUCACAGGAUUCCUUUGGUGUCAAUCAAACUCUCAUCAUUACAGUAAAGGUAUUGCCUGUGUCUUAUGUGCGCUUCACUACCAGUACAGUGUUGCAUACAUUCUCCAGGGAGACCCUGAAAGCCCUUCCCUUAGGCAUAGUGCUCACUUUCACUAUUCACUUUCAUGCCAGCACUGGAGAGGCCUUGCACUGCUCGAAUAGCCAUCUCAUCUUCUCCACUAACAGGAAUGAUCUGGUGCAGGUGGAAUCUGGCCCUGAUAACCAUGUCUUGACAGUAAGGACGGUCAACGCAGGCCUCACACUGCUCUCUGUGUAUGACACUGAAAACACUGUUAUGGCGGACUACAUUCCGCUUCCUGUUGAGCAUGCCAUCCUGCCAGAAGAGUCCCAGACGCUGGUUGUGGGUGACGUCAUUUGCUUUACUGCUCAGCUGGCCACUCAAGAUGGAGGCCAUGGUACUUGGAGCUCCUCAGCCAAUUCCGUGCUCCAGGUAGACUCCAAAAUUGGUGCAGCUGUCGCUAGAAGCAAUGGGACUGCCACUGUUUAUUAUGAGAUACCUGGUGUUUUAAAAACAUACAGAGAGGUUAAAGUGGAAUCAGCUACAAAGACAAGUGAAAUUGCACAGACCUUACCAGUGAGAUUUGGAAAUCAGACCGAAGUCCGACUCAAAACCAGAAAACAAGGAAUCAAUCUCAUUGGUACCUGCUCCUCGUUCCAGACAAAAGCCAUAGCGCAACUGCAACCAGAGAACUCUGUCACCUGCCAACUCAGUUUUACCAGCGAUGCUGUCAAUUUGUCUGCUAGCAGCGUCUUCAAAACACACACCAGCUUUGAUCCCAACAUUGGAUUAUACACAUGUUACAUGACCUUGCAGCCAAUCGCAGACCAGCUGACCAGAGUUCUGAGUAUUUCUAUGACCAAACUACUGCUGAAGGUUAGCUUGGAGGGCAGCGCCUUCUCUGGGGAGCAGGUCAACAUCAGACCGCCCAUAGAGCCCGGCCUCUACUCUGACCUGACUGAGCUGAUGCUCACCAAUCUGCACCCAUCGACAGUGCUCACAGUCUUCGGUCCAGCUUCUGCCCUUGCUGACAUGAAGGUGGUCUCCAGUUCACCCGACAUUGGUAUUCGAAGAAUUGAGGCAGACAGCGGCUUCCCACCUCACUUGAAGUACACCAUCAACGCUUUGAACCUCCGAGCAGCUGACUCUACUUCCAUUACCAUUAGCAGUGCCUCCUUGGGUCAAAGUCUCAUCAUCCCAGUCACUUUGAUACACUUGGCUGAGCCUGAUGCAAGCACGCAAGCUGCUGCACCACUUCGCACAGAGGAGGAUACCUCGCGCGCUGACAUCAUCAAUCUGAAGAUGCAGUUCUUGUUGUUUGCUAUGCUAGCAUGUACAUCCAUCAUCUACAUUGGUAGGGACCUGAUCAGCGCGCCCCUCGUCGGAUACUUCUGUCAAACCCAGCCUUUCAAACUCCCAGCUGACAGCUACACACGUGGCAGCCAGAGUGUUCUUCACGAACAUUCCGCCUCCUGCCUCGCUUGA